Molecule: messenger RNA, 2202 nt
Organism: Acytostelium subglobosum LB1
Lineage: Eukaryota; Evosea; Eumycetozoa; Acytosteliales; Acytosteliaceae
Exons: 3
Coding region: 1-2202 (733 amino acids)
Molecular function (GO): ribonucleoside-diphosphate reductase activity, thioredoxin disulfide as acceptor
Source: RefSeq, a predicted model, not a curated record
AUGAUGCUCAGCAACUCAAUAGCUCGUUCGUUUAGGCAACCACUGUUGUCCUCAUUACAUCUGAGGGGAGGUGCAUCAGCAGUCAAUACAUUGCGAUCAACGACAACAGCAUCUUGUGUAACAGCAGUAUCAACAUUGAGAUUGGGCUCAACAUUGAGACGAUUCACAACUACUGCCGUACCCAACACCAAUACAAAUGGCGACUCGGCACCUGAUGUGCCACACGAGCCAACACCAUUCCUCUACGAUGAGAUCAAGCCAGAGCGCAAGUUCAAACUGUCGAGAACAUUCGUUGAGCAGUACAGAGAGCGCGCUGCACCAUUUGGCUUUGGCGUGCUGGGCGAGUUGGUCUAUCGCCGCACAUACUCGCGUCUCAAGGCCGAUGGAAACAAUGAGCAAUGGUUCGAGACUGUGGAGCGCGUCGUCAACGGCACGUUCAACAUGCAGAAGCAGUGGAUCGAGCGACACGGACUGAUCUGGAACUCAACGACCGCGCAGCAGUCAGCGCAGAACAUGUACGAGCGCAUCUUCACGAUGAAGUUCCUGCCGCCCGGUCGCGGUCUGUGGGCAAUGGGCAGCCCGCUGACAGAAGAGCGUGGCCUGUACGCCGCGCUCAACAACUGCGCCUUUGUGUCCACUGAGCACAUGAGACGAUUCCCAUCCAAGCCGUUCAUCUUCUUGAUGGACGCCUCAAUGCUGGGCGUUGGUGUGGGCUUUGACACAAAGGGCGCAGGUACAAUGGUCGUCAAGGGACCAAAACGCGAUAAGACAACAACAUUCGUUAUACCCGACUGUCGCGAGGGCUGGGUCGACUCUGUGCGCAUGCUACUCGACUCUUACUUCCUGAACCGACCCAAGGUCGAGUUUGAUUACAACAUGAUUAGAAAGGCUGGCGAGCCCAUCCGUGGUUUUGGCGGUCAGAGCUCUGGCCCAGAGUCCCUCAAGCUGCUACAUCUGUCGAUCGCAGAGUCAUUGGACAAGGACCUGGACAAGCCCAUCAGCGUGACGACCAUCGUCGACCUGAUGAACCUCAUUGGUCGUUGCGUAGUCUCGGCCAACACAAGACAGACUGCCGAGAUUGCAUUUGGCGACCCGUUCAGCGAGGAGUACAUCAACUUGAAGAACUACAAGGUCAACCCACAUCGAGCAGACUUUGGGUGGACGAGCAACAACUCGGUGUUUGCCCCACUGGGCAUGGACUACAGCAACAUCUCGGAGCGCGUGCUGGACAAUGGUGAGCCUGGCUUUGCAUGGCUGGAGAACAUGCAGCGAUUCAGUCGCAUGGACUCAGUCGAUGGCGACAACAAGGACUUUAGGGCCGUGGGCGGCAACCCAUGUCUCGAACAGACGCUCGAGUCGUUCGAGGUGUGCUGUCUCGUCGAGACAUUCCCCAACAAUCACAAGAGUCUGGAUGACUACCUCGAGACGCUCAAGUACGCUUUCUUGUACGCCAAGACCGUGACACUGGGCAAGACUCAGUGGCCCGACACCAAUCGUGUGCUGCUCAGGAAUCGUAGGAUUGGCUGUUCAAUGAGUGGCAUCGCUCAGUUCAUAACAGAGAAGGGAUUGAACGAGCUGAAACGAUGGUCGACCGAGGGCUACAAGGCCAUCCAAGAUGGAACAGUGUCGCUACUGGCUGGCGCCACACCAGGCAUGCACUAUCCAAUCAGCGAGUACUAUAUUAGAAGAGUUAGAUUGCAGCAAGGCUCGCCACUGCUCAAGCCCCUACAAGAGGCCGGCUACAAGGUGGAGCCAGCCGUGGAGAACAAGUACAACAUGGUCGUGGAGAUACCGAUUCACGCGGGCAAGGGCAUCAGGAAAUCAAAGUCGCUGACAAUGUGGGAGCAGCUGUCGCUGGCCUCCUUCCUCCAGAAGUAUUGGGCCGACAACCAAGUCAGUUGCACGGUGAGCUUCAACCCCAAGACAGAGGGCGUUCAACUGCCGCACGCACUGGACUACUUCCAGUAUCAGUUGAAGGGUGUCAGCUUCCUGCCUGUAUCAGAGGGCGAACAGACCUAUGCUCAGAUGCCUUAUGAAGAGAUCGACAAGGAGACCUACGAGCGCAUGUCGGCUAAUUUGCAAUCCGUCAGUUUCAGCAAGAAUGUGGCACCAGCCGAGCCUGUUCCCGACAAGUUCUGUGACUCCACCUCAUGCCAAACCAACCUAGCGCCAACCAACAACGAGCCCGAGAACCUUUCAUAA